UCAAGACCAGUGUUCUGCUCUCUCUCUCUCUCUCUCUCUCUCUCUCCGUGUGUUUGUCUUCAUCUCUCUCACAGUCACACACUCGGAGAGUGCUAGCUGCAAUGGCACCCAUGAGUCUUCCUCCUGGAUUUAGAUUCCACCCAACAGAUGAAGAGCUUGUUGCUUACUAUCUGGAUCGAAAAAUCAAUGGUCGGACCAUUGAGCUAGAAAUUAUCCCAGAGGUCGACCUCUACAAAUGUGAGCCAUGGGAUCUGCCUGAUAAGUCGUUUCUUCCGAGCAAAGACAUGGAGUGGUACUUCUAUAGCCCGAGGGAUAGGAAGUACCCCAACGGGUCGAGAACGAAUAGGGCCACUCGAGCUGGGUACUGGAAAGCCACUGGAAAAGACAGGGCGGUGAGUAGUCAGAGGCGUGCUGUCGGCAUGAAGAAGACAUUGGUGUACUAUAGAGGUAGAGCCCCUCAUGGUAUUAGAACCAACUGGGUUAUGCAUGAGUACCGGCUGGUCGAUUCUGUGUGUGCCAAUGCGUCAUCAUCUCUAAAGGAUUCUUACGCAUUGUGCCGAGUGUUCAAGAAAACAAUACAAAUGCCCAAGAAUAACAAAGAAGAAAAGCCAAUUGGGAUUAACAAUGCAGACAAGGAUUCAAUCUGGGUCUCCAAUGAACAAUUGUUUGGGGAAGAAAAUAGUGGCAUUAAUGAGGGAGCUUCAAGAGGGAUUGAAACUGAUCAAGAUGAGAAUUAUUCCACCCAUGGUUAUCCCAAAUUUCCAUCUGACACCUCUUCUUCAGAUCUCACUCAAGGCACACCUACUGAAAAUGGCAUAGCUGAUGAUUUACAAGCUACAUUUGCUUCUGAUGAAGCGAACAGUUCUGCUGAUCUAUACUCUUUUGGUGUCCACUGCUCCUCAGAUCUAGUUCAGGAAACGUAUAUACCACACAAUACGAGCGUAUUGAAUAGCUAUCAAUUUCCUUACCCACCCUUACAACUUGAAGACUUCCCGCAGAUCAAUUUAGCUGCAGAGACAAAAACAGCAAAGCCCGAAAUCAUCGACGAGUACAUGUUGUACGACAAGUUCAAGGAUUGCAUGAAUGGAACGUUUGAAGAGAUCUUCUCUUUAUGUUCCUCUCAAGACAACUCUGUGGCCCUCUCCAUGCAAGACUAAGUACUAUACAUACUAA
This is a messenger RNA of Malus domestica (apple), 1173 nucleotides long. RefSeq names its product NAC domain-containing protein 54. The record is from RefSeq and is a predicted model, not a curated record. Gene Ontology annotation, molecular function: DNA binding. Gene Ontology annotation, biological process: regulation of DNA-templated transcription. Lineage: Eukaryota; Viridiplantae; Streptophyta; Magnoliopsida; Rosales; Rosaceae.